Molecule: messenger RNA, 742 nt
Organism: Ostrinia nubilalis (European corn borer)
Lineage: Eukaryota; Metazoa; Arthropoda; Insecta; Lepidoptera; Crambidae
Gene: RpL13A
Product: large ribosomal subunit protein uL13
Exons: 6
Coding region: 88-702 (204 amino acids)
Biological process (GO): negative regulation of translation; translation
Cellular component (GO): ribosome; cytosolic large ribosomal subunit
Molecular function (GO): mRNA binding; structural constituent of ribosome
Source: RefSeq, a predicted model, not a curated record
CGCAAAACACAAUUUUAAAAUAAAAAAUCAUAUCCGGUAGCCAUACUGUUUUAAAAAGUGAUUCUUUUCCGUUUUGUUGUCGUGAAAAUGACGGGCUUUAGCAAUAAGGCCAUAGUAAUCGAUGGCCGCGGCCACUUGCUCGGCCGCCUGGCCGCAGUCAUCGCUAAAGUCCUGUUAGAGGGAAACAAAGUUGUAGUUGUUCGAUGUGAACAGCUCAACAUCUCUGGCAAUUUCUUCAGGAACAAAUUGAAGUUCAUGUCAUUCCUGCGAAAGCGCUGCAAUGUGAACCCAGCUCGAGGGCCCUUCCACUUCAGGGCUCCUUCUAAGAUCCUGUGGAAGACAGUCAGAGGCAUGAUCCCACACAAGACAGAGCGUGGGAAGGACGCGCUAAGGAGACUGCGCGCCUACGACGGCUGCCCGCCGCCCUACGACAGCCGCCGCCGCGUGGUCGUGCCCGCCGCCCUACGCGUCUUCUGCCUGAAACCCGGCCGCAAGUACUGUCACGUCGGCCGCCUGUCCCACGAAGUCGGCUGGAAGUACCGUGACGUCGUCCGCAAGCUCGAGGACAAGAGAAAGAUCAAGGCUGUCAAACGGGUGGCAUACGAGAGGAAACUCAAGAAAAUCACGAAGGAUGCUGGCGAGAAAGUUACAAAGGCUGUAGCGCCCUUCACAGCAGUUAUCCAAUCGUAUGGAUACAACUAGAAUAAGUGAAUUUUAAAAAAUAAACCUCUGGUUGCCCAAA